Dicrocoelium dendriticum is the source of this 3438-nucleotide messenger RNA. Lineage: Eukaryota; Metazoa; Platyhelminthes; Trematoda; Plagiorchiida; Dicrocoeliidae. The record is from the annotation of a GenBank genome assembly.
GUCCCGGUGGUACCUUGCCGCACUGCUAUACCAAACUCUUUUCGGCUAUGUUGAUGGUCGAUGGGAAUGUAAUCAGCCUGACUGAUAACAACUUGGUGGAUUAUUUGACGUCACAUGAGGCAUUCCGAGACUCCCCUGCAUUUCGACAUAAUCUGUCAAAGGCGGAAUUGAUUGGUGCUCAAAUUCACGCUCAUUACAAUGUGGCUAUUGACUGUUGUCGUCAAGCUGCCAAGACCGGCGAGGCUUUUGCUCAAGCACUCACACGCCUUGCCCAUUGCACAAAUGUUGAACUUUUGCCAAAGCACACUUGCUCCCUGUCCGAGAUUCCUUGUCGUUGGUCGGGACUAGGGCAUGAGCCAGCGACGAUUGUUCACCAAGUCGACAACUUACUUCGUAAUGUGGCUGCAUGCACCGAGGAUUUGGCGCUUCGUUUAGGCGAACCAGAGCGCAUUCUCUCGGAAGCACGAACACAAUUGGAUCAACUGUCUGAUUUGCGGAUGAGUUUCCAUCGUGCCGGGGAACAACUAGAGGCCGCUCUCACCCGAUCCGCGAGUUUGCAUACAACCCGCUCUCCCAGCGACCUUGUGCACAGCGACACACAAGUGACGGAGUUGCGUCAAAUCUACCGGAAUGCUGCGACGGCCUACUUGUCUGCACUCCGAUCAGCCAUCAGUUCCACUCCCAUGCUUACUUUCUUUCGCUCAACUGGCAUGUUAGUUGCAGCGGAGCAGAGUUUCAUGGAGCGGUUGCGCAAAUUGUCAGAUGAUCCCUCAGCAUCUCCUUCAUCCACUCCACCAUCCAACUCGUCCGUCUUACUUACCUGCUUGAACAAGUUGGCUAAUUGGGCUGAGACCAAUUGUCGUAUUUCUCGUACACAAGAUCAGUAUACCGAAAUGCCGCAGCUAGAGGGACAGAUGGGGUCAAGUUCAGCUCGUCUCGAAGAUUACUUGUUCAAAAGGUCCACAAAACGUAAAUGGCGAAUAUGGGUAAAACGUUGGUUUCUUAUGAGUGACAAUAAACUCAUUUACUGUAAACGUGUUCCAAAUUUGUCAACUGCUGAACUCUUAUCGGUCACUGAAUCGACGAUGACUACUUUGAAUAACCGGCUAAGUGAAAAAUCAAACAACACACCUACACUUGCCAAUGGCACCGUCUCCAUGGACUAUGAAGUCUCUAAAGCCGUCGAAUGUUCCGAACUUUUCAAUCGCCUUUUAUCCCAGUCAGACCCGGAGUGGAAGGUAAUGGAACCAGAUCUACGGAUUUGCACAGCUCGGGAAGGCAACGCAGCUUUGGAUCGGCGUUUUACUUUCGAACUGAUUUCGCCCGUUAACAGAGUUCAUCUGUUGCAAGCAGAGUCCUACGAUCAGAAAGAGCGUUGGGUCGCGGCCCUUCGAUCAGGACUGCAAAACUUUCAGCAGUACAACAGCUCCAACCGGCUGUAUCCAUCUGAAAGGGAAAAUGGACUGUCGGAUCAGAGACACAGCAGUCCUAGUCGAGCGACAUCUGUCAGUUCAGCAGAUCAAGCUACCAUAAAAACACCGGAGUUCAACCACACACGAAGCCGUGUGACUGGACCUUAUACUCUAUCCCAACAGUCGAUCCCUGAUUACGAUCAAUUACGCAGUCAAGGGGGUAUCAUACUUUGGCGUGAGCCAGACACUGCCAGCAAUAGACUGUGUGCCGAUUGUUCAGCAGAUGGAGCCAGCUGGGCCAGCAUCAAUUUGGGUGUCACUCUUUGUACUCAUUGUGCGGCUGCUCAUCGCAGUCUUGGUGUACACGUGUCCAAGAUCCGUUCACUGACACUGGACAAUUGGGAGCCCGAAUUGCUGCAUUUGAUGCUGAAUCUAGGCAACAAGCUGGUGAAUCGUGUGUACGAAGCGAACACAGCACGGUUGGGCUCGCCGAUUUGCCGUCCGACCACAAAUAGCUCUGGCGAGGAGCGGCGUCGUUGGGCUCGAGCCAAAUGGGCCCAGUGUCAGUUUGUCAAGAAACUCCUGGUUGACUCACCUGGCGGAGCCAAUGAAUUCUCUACCUGGAUCUGUGAUUUGUACCAAUCCUGGUCGGAGAUGCGCGAACGAACACAGGCGACCACCUUGCACCCAGGUUCGUCGAAGUCGACAAAUGUGCCAGCGCGUUUGGAGAAGAGACGCCGAUCUAUCCAGAACCAGUGCGAGCGCAAAAAGCGCCGACAGGCCAUCCUGGCGGAACUGUGCGAAACCAUCGUCCGUCUACAAGAGCAGACCGCCUCCAUCAGCGAUCGUACAUCUCGUCGGUCGACACUUCUGCGCACCGAAGAACAGGAAGUGGCAGCUUCCAGUUUGCUUUGUGUUGGCGCCCGCCUCGGAUGUCCUCCUCUGAUGCUCGCUGGCCUGGCGGCUGGGGCUCAUCCAGAUUCAGUUCAGUAUGCAUCGCGUUUUGGAUCGCGUCAUCAGUGUUAUCCCCCGUUGAUUUGGGCCGUCAGAAGUGGUUCUUUGGCUGCUUGCGAAUUCCUUCUCCUCAACGGCGCUGAUAUCGACGCACAGGAUGAACUCGGUCGCACUGCACUUCAUCACGCCUGUCAAUUGCAGCGCGUCCACCUAGCCUGCUUACUCCUCCGACGCCGUGCCGAUCAGAGACGACGAGAUCACAAGGGACGUAUUCCUUUAGACAUCGCCGUGGAUAUGCAAAAUGGAGAUAUCGUUACUUUGUUACGGUUGCAACGUCUUCACGAUGACGCUAAGGACUCGAAUCAAGUGAUGCCGGAUGAAACGGUAUCCGACGUUUUUCGUGAUUACAUCUCCCGUGCAUACUUUGUGGAAUCCGAAAGCGAAAGCAGUGAUCUCACCGUAGUCGAUAUGCGGCACACUACGAGUUCACCUUCAAUUAACAUGGAGUGCCCUUCUGUACAUUGUGUGACUCCCGAACCCUUAAACUCACCACCCAGUCACAACGUCUCAAUCACUCGUCAAACACGGUCCUCCACGUCACAGCACAAGUCGCCUACUGUGGCUGCCGACAGCAGGCGGCGUUUUCUUUCCCCAGGUCCUGAUCGCCCACCUCCUGAUUUGACAAAAGCGGCGGGCAAUUCUAGAAGCCGUACUCUAGAGAAACGGAGAGCAUAACCAUAGCACUGCUCUCGUUGCCCCAUGUAAAUAGCCUCAUUGUCUAACUUUCGGUGCAAUCCCUCAUUCCGAUGUUAUGGCGCUUCGGUUGCGAUUAUUUUCCCCCCGUUUCGCCAUGCAUGCUUCCCUACUUUUCUAAGUUAGCGUUUUUUUUCUUGGUGUAUUUUUUUCACUUGCAUUCCUACAUGAUUUUCUGCCAUGAAUAUGCCACAGAUUUGUGCACCUUCUCUUCCGAUUCCAUUCCCUGAUUUUUGUGAUUUCUUUCAAGACCACGUCAUUUCCGCACAUUUUUGUAAGUAUACUCGGAAUCUAUCCCUUUCGGGCUUCUCCUUCUUGC